Alnus glutinosa is the source of this 3293-nucleotide messenger RNA. RefSeq lists its product as uncharacterized. Bases 1625 to 2884 code for a protein of 419 amino acids. The transcript has 2 exons. NCBI's taxonomy places the organism in Eukaryota, Viridiplantae, Streptophyta, Magnoliopsida, Fagales, Betulaceae. The record is from RefSeq and is a predicted model, not a curated record.
AAUAACUCCCUUUCCCUCGGCUUUAUUUCACUGUUAUCGCUGCUGCCUGAAAGCUCUGUUAAAUAAUUCAUAAGCCAUCUACUCCAAGUUGAGGUGAAAAAAAGAGGCCGACAGAAAGGAAAUGAUGAAGACAUAUAUGGUGGAAAGCGAGGGCAUGGUAUGGAGCAUUUCUGUCUUUAACAUGCCCGUGGAAUGCGUCUACAAAAGGUCCAAGUUUUCUGCUUCAUAAACAGACUCAAAUCAUGUAGAACAAUUUGUUCAAACGGAAGAAUUGGAAUUUUCUCUUUUCUCAUAAAAAAAAUAAAAAUAAAAUAAAAGGAAAGGUUGCAACAGUAAUGGAUUCUUCUCUCAGUCCCCAUAGGCAAAGCUGACGUUUCAUAAAGCCUGGUCCCAUAGUACUUGCAGAGAAGAUACCAGAAUACCUAUCAAUGAUUCUAUAUUACCUAAAAUGCCCUCUGGGUAUGACUAAUCACCAGCAAACCAGGAGAGCAAUCCAAAAACAUAUGGUAUUACCAAAGAAAUCCAUCUCUUUUACAACCCAAAGAAUAUGGCCUAUACGUUUGUAUCCCUCACCUAGGAAUUGCUGGAAUUUAUGCACAAGUUAAUCUCAAUGAAUUUAUGCUUCUCCCUUUGACCUGAUAUAAGUAUACCCACUCAAAUGAUACUUAAUCAAGCGAUGUAUAUAUGUAAUUUAGGCACUGGAAAGAAAACUUCUUUUCCAGUAAUCAUGUCUGCAUACAGUGAUUGGUAGGGAGGUAGCUUUACAUAUUUUGUCAAUUUAUAUCCAAUAUUGCCUGCUAACUUCUAUUUGGUAUGCUGACUAGUCUUUUGAGAUAUGUCAGAUAUUUGUUCGUCUUAAAAUAUAUCCUGUUAGAUAAACAGCUAUGAUGAAGUAGUGUUCUAAUUGUCUUCUUAUGUUUGAGCUAUUGCUGUAUCAUUGGCACAACCGAUGGAGGGUUUAAAGUGUCUUGGUGGCAUUCAUAGCGAGAUUAAAGUGGUGCUACUUACUAGAAUGUUAGAUAGCCGAAAUGUUAGAAUUCCUGGGGAGGGAAGGAUUUAACCAAGGGAGGCAAACAAUUUAGUAUAUAGUAAUACUAUUUAGUAGACUGUUAUACGACUGUCAUACAAUUGGAAUGCCAUAGCAGAAAAAAUCAACUCGUGGCUUUUUUUUUUUGGUACAAGUGCUUAUCUGAAGUUGAUUUUUACUGUCACACAAUUCCAGUUAUAUGAUAGUAGUAGAGCAAUUUACCAAAUAACAUUAUUCAUUUACCAUAUUAAUUUUGAAGAGAGAGAGAGAGAGAGAGAGGGGGAGGGGAAAACCUUUGUAACUACAGUUGGAAGAAAAGGAUAAAUAGUGAGCCCAAUCCUCCUAACUACCCCUAAAAAGCAGGUAAAAAAGCGGUAACAAGUGUCGUUUGCCAAAAAGGGAAAAAAGCCAAAAGAAUUUAAAACCCUAGACUGUCCCCAGCUAUUUAUAACACCCAUGAGGCCUUCCGGGCUACCCCGGAUCAGCCUCUUCCUCUGCAUUUGUGUACACCAUCUUUCAGAAUAUUAGGAAACCCAUGGUUUUCGCAACUCACAACCUCCUUUCUACAUCCCAUUUACACCCACUCACACAAGAGAGAUGAGGGGUCGAUCUUCAAAACAAGAAACUAAAGAAGGGGCGGAAUUAGAUAAGCUUAGUGAGCUCAAAGAGGAGGAAACUCAUCUCUCUGGUGCUUAUAUUCGCAGCCUAGUGAAACAAUUAACCACUUCAGGAACCAAAGAUCCCAUGAACCCCAAAGACCCAGAUUGUAGUGUUGAUGGUUUCCUUGGCCAGAAUUUAACAAAAUUCGGUGAAGGUUCUAUUGAAACCGACCAAGCACAGCAGCCCCCACAACCUCAACAACACAAAAAACAAGUUAGAAGGAGACUCCAUACCAGUAGGCCAUACCAAGAAAGGCUUCUUAACAUGGCUGAGGCCAGGAGAGAGAUCGUCACCGCUCUUAAAUUUCACAGGGCAGCUAUGAAACAACAACAACAACAACAGCAACAAAUACAAGAACAACAGCAACAAUCACCGCCACUGCAGCCUCAAUCACCCCCCCACCCAUGUUUUGAUCAAGAAGAAGGGGGGAUCAAAUCCAGGAGAAAUCCUAGAGUAUACCCAUCAAGCACUGCCAAUUUUUGUCAUUAUUUGGACAAUCUUUCCUACUCUCAUCCUCCUUUUGCUCCGUAUCCUUUCUCCUGGCCUGCUGCUUCCCCACUAGCUCCUCCAUCUUGUGCUGACACCCUCAAUUUCACACUUCCAAACCAACCCUUAGGCCUGAAUCUCAAUUUUCGCGAUUUUUGCAACUUAGAAACGAGUCUUUAUCACAACAGAAACAUUCCAUCACUCUACUCAUCCUCAUCUCCAUCAUCAUCCUCGUUCCCCAAUCUUUCUGUAGCUACUGAUCAUCAGGAAGUUCCCUCAGCUCCAAUAUCACAGCAGGAAGUGGGGACUACUGCGCUUGCAGAUGCUAUGGACUCCACUGUUGCAGCUGGUGGUGAUACUGGAGGAGGCUUGCAUGCAGCUAUGGACGAUGAGGAGAUGGCAGAGAUCAGAUCGAUAGGAGAGCAGCAUCAGAUGGAAUGGAAUGACACAAUGAGUUUGGCCACAUCAGCAUGGUGGUUCAAGUUUUUGAAGACCAUGGAACUUGGGGGCCCAGAAGUUAAAGUUGAAGCAGAUGAUGAAUACCAUCCAUUUCAUGAAGUCAUGGAAUUCUCAGCUGGGUUGGAUGCAAAUGAGAGCUGCUUGCAACAACAUUUGAAUGAUUACGGCUCAGAGGACUACUUCCAAGAUCCUGCCUUGCCAUGCAUGGACAUUGGAGAAAUCGAAGGUAUGGAUGAGGAGUGGUUAGCCUGACAAGGAUUUUUUUUUUUUUUUACUAUAUAUUUUGAUCAAAUCUAUGGCUCUAUUAUUAUUAUUAUUAUUAUUAUUAUUAUUAUUAUUAUUUUUCUUUCCAUUAAAUUUUGGUAGUCCUAGAAGCUUUUUCGAUUUAAUCUUUGAUAAUAAGGCUUGCAAAGAACUUAAAAGCAAGCAAGCAAGCAGGCCGUAGAGGAAAAUAAUGUAAGAAAGAAAGUUGUGUCGUUAUUCCACAUUUUUAAAGUUCCAGCAGUGCUUUUUUGGUGUAAUAUUUGAGGAGAUUGCACUUCUUCAGCGGAACAGUGGAAGUUUAGAUUUGUGUCGAAAUGGCAAAAGCCUCCGCUUCAUAUUUUUCAUAUUUUUGGUACCUUAAUGUAAUCGAAUUAUAUAAAUAUUAUUGUGUCCCUUA